AUGGCACCAUACACCAAGGUACAGGAGGCGAAAAACAGCAACGGUCAGGCAACAGGGCCUCCUGGCCCUCCACCAGCCGCAGUCCCUCCUCCGCCUGCUGAUCUACCACCAGGGGCCGUUCAGCAAAAGCCUGAAGCCGCUGUCGUCCCGGCUAUUGUGGUCCGGGACUGGACGAACGAGGACAACGCCCAGUUGAAGAAGUUGAAGGAGGACAACAUCAGCUGGCGGAAAAUCGCAGAGACGAUGAACUGGCCGGUCCACGAGCUAAGGGAACGAUGGCGGGCCAUCAAGCCUGAGCUGCCUAAGAAGUCGCAGCAAGAGCCAGAAAAGGUCAAGCAAGACGGCGUUCAGGAGAAGCAAGUCGUGUUUAUGGAGUCAGUCAAGGAGAAAAAGAGUAAAGAAAUCCCAAAGGUGGUAUAUGCAGACGAGAGUCUGAGUACAGAGGAGGCCGUCCUGCUCAGCAAGCUUGCGGACAAGUACGACAAGGAGAUGUGGUUACGCAUCUGCUCCAAGUUCUUUGACAAGACCGGCAAGCGACUUGAUCCAGACGAGGCCAGACGGCACAUCCGUCCGUCAUAA
Messenger RNA from Trichophyton rubrum CBS 118892, 579 nucleotides. RefSeq lists its product as uncharacterized. Lineage: Eukaryota; Fungi; Ascomycota; Eurotiomycetes; Onygenales; Arthrodermataceae. Bases 1 to 579 code for a protein of 192 amino acids. The record is from RefSeq and is a predicted model, not a curated record. The transcript is spliced from 2 exons.